AUGCCGGAAUCUAGAGGUAGCGGCACCCCUGCCGCAAGGGAGGAACAAGGGGGCAAGUCGAUGUUCCAGACCAUCAUCCAAGGUGUCGCCAUAUUCAUGCUCACGCAAUUCGUGGUAAAUCAAUUCUUUGGCUCAAAGUCACAGACUGGCGGAAGCGCCUCUGCGCCCCAGGCAAACGUCAAUUUCGAGGAACGAGCCGAUGUGGCGGCCCUCACAAACUACUCGGUGAUUCCGCAAAACAUUGCCCCGAUAUGGCCAGAGAAUAGCGUCGUCGACAUCCGAAUGUAUGUGUCUCCGAGGGACACCCUUCCUGCCUUGUCAACCGUGCCGAAGGAGACCCUCGUGCUGGACGAGAAGAGCUUUGGGAUAGGAAAUUAUGAAGAAAACCGAGAGGUGCAUACACAAAUUGCUAUACCACCCGAGGUACAACACAACGGCACCUUGUGGGCGCAUUUUUACGUCGCCCUCGCUGGUAGCGAGUUUGACCCAACAAGUCCAAAUUAUGACCCACAUAAAGCCACUCACUUCAAAAGGCCGCUGAACCAGUUCCUCCCCAAGAAAAAGGCCCGCAAGUUCAAGAACCUGCUCGAGAAGAGCGACGAGGCUGAACAAGAAGAAUCAGAACCGCAGGGGGUGCAGAUUGGAUCUUAUUACCAUCCGAACUUUACGGUCGCUGUUAUCCCGAACACAGGUGUGCAGAACUGGCGUCAAAUGCACCCGUCGCUGCGCAAGAAUAUUGUCCUUGAACCGACCGGUCAACGCGAUGCUUCUGGCCAGAAUGGAUGGUACUACCCCGUCGUCUUUCUCAACACCUUCUGGCAACUACGCAGCCACAUGACUGAACUCAACGACACCGUCAAAGAAAUGCCACUGAACAUCCAGCUGUACAACUUGGCCAGUUGGAAAUACAACCUAUUGGCUUCUAUUGACGAGGGCAUGAAACAAAACCAAGCACAAGCAGCGAGUGGCACGCCCAUGCCCGGUGGUGGCGAUGGCAGCGAAUUCGAAAAAUUCAAAGAAAUCCUGCUAGAUACCAAUGCCUACCUGUUGGGGACAACGUUCGUCGUCAGCAUCCUGCACAUGGUCUUCGAGGGUCUCGCAUUCAAGAACGACAUUUCCCACUGGCGGAAGAAGAAGGACAAUGUGGGCACCUCCGUGCGGACGAUCCUUGCGAAUGUGUUCAUGCAGACCGUCAUCUUCUUGUACCUUGUGGACAAUUCUGAGAAUACUUCAUGGAUGAUACUCGCAUCACAGGGCUUCGGCAUUGUACUGGAAGCCUGGAAAAUCACCAAGACUGUUGAUGUGCGUCUGCGCGAACCGGGUCCGGACUCCAAGUUCAAGAACGUAUUGCCUUAUGUGAUUGUGUUUGAAGACAAACACAAAUUGACCGAGAAGGAAAGGCAAACAGAAGAAUACGACCAAAUUGCCUUCCGCUACCUGUACAUCAUUGCUGUGCCACUUCUGCUGGCGUAUGCGGUCUACAGCCUCAUCUACGAAACGCACAAGUCGUGGUACAGCUUCGUGAUUGAGACGUUGGUGGGUUCGGUGUAUGCCUACGGGUUCCUCAUGAUGGUUCCUUCGCUCUAUAUCAAUUACAGAUUGAAAUCUGUCGCGCACAUGCCCAGCAAAGCUCUGACGUACAAGUUUUUGAACACCUUCAUCGACGACCUGUUUGCGUUUACGAUCAGAAUGCCGCUCCUGCAUCGUCUGGCGACUCUGAGAGAUGAUGUUAUCUUCUUCGUCUGGCUUUAUCAGAAGUACAAGUACAAGGUGGACUACUCGAGAGUGAACGAAUUCGGGCAAGGCGGCGAAGAUGAGGAGGAAGAAGGAGAGGAAGCGAAGAAGGAGGACGGCAAGACGACCAAAGCGCUUGAAGGUCAGGACAUCAAGGAGCUGAAGCCCUCAGCUCCGGUUUCGAGCGCGAGUGGAGCCCAGAGCAAUGCAGGCGCGAAGAAAAGAAAGUAG
This is a messenger RNA of Fonsecaea erecta, 1965 nucleotides long. RefSeq lists its product as hypothetical. Gene Ontology annotation, cellular component: endomembrane system; membrane. The transcript is spliced from 2 exons. Lineage: Eukaryota; Fungi; Ascomycota; Eurotiomycetes; Chaetothyriales; Herpotrichiellaceae. Bases 1 to 1965 code for a protein of 654 amino acids. The record is from RefSeq and is a predicted model, not a curated record.